AUGGAGGACUCCACGGAGCAGCCUGAACAACCACAACAUCCAAGAACCGGCGGCCAGCGCCUGAUACUAUUCCCACCCCCACUCCAAGGCCACAUCAGCCCUAUGCUCCAGCUGGCAAACAUUCUCCAUUCUCGUGGCUUCUCCAUAACCGUCAUCCACACCCGACUCAACUCCCCCAACCCAUCGAACCACCCUCAUUUCACGCUGGCCUUGACCGACGUGUUGGCUGACGGCUCGGCUGAAUCGGUUGCCUGUGUGAUCUCGGAUGCCGUUUUGCAUUUCACAUCGGCAGUUUGCAAGAGUUUGAAAGUUCCGAGGGUUGUUCUGAGGACUGGUGGAGUGUGUUCUUUCUUGGCUUUCCCAGUUCAAGACGGGAAGAAGCUGGAAGAUUCAGUAGAGGAGCUUCCUCCACUUAGAAUCAAGGAUCUCCCAGUAAUCAACACAUCUCAUCCAGUGAAACUGUAUGAGCUAGUGCAAGCCAUGGUAGAACAAACCAAGGUCUCAUCGGGAUUAGUCUUUAACUCCUUUCAAGAACUCGAGGACUCGGCAAUCGAAAAACUUCGCGGGGACUUCGAAAUCCCAAUCUUCGCGGUAGGCCCGUUUCACAAGCACUUUCCAGCCUCUUCAAGUAGCAGUUUGUUCGAAGAAGAUCACAGUUCAAUCUCGUGGCUCGACGAACAACCUCAUGGCUCGGUUAUCUACGUGAGCUUCGGCAGCAUUGCAGCGAUAGAAGAAAAAGAUUUUCUUGAGAUAGCCUGGGGACUGGCUGGCAGCACACAUCCGUUCCUAUGGGUCGUCCGUCCGGGACUAGUUAAGGGCUCCGAUUGGCUGGAGUGUUUACCGAAAAUGUUGAUGUAA
Messenger RNA from Striga hermonthica, 858 nucleotides. NCBI's taxonomy places the organism in Eukaryota, Viridiplantae, Streptophyta, Magnoliopsida, Lamiales, Orobanchaceae. The record is from the annotation of a GenBank genome assembly.